Messenger RNA from Entamoeba invadens IP1, 1467 nucleotides. RefSeq lists its product as hypothetical. Gene Ontology annotation, cellular component: membrane. Gene Ontology annotation, molecular function: acyltransferase activity, transferring groups other than amino-acyl groups. The transcript has a single exon. Gene Ontology annotation, biological process: fatty acid biosynthetic process. The coding region runs from base 1 to 1467 and encodes 488 amino acids. NCBI's taxonomy places the organism in Eukaryota, Evosea, Mastigamoebida, Endamoebidae. The record is from RefSeq and is a predicted model, not a curated record.
AUGUCUGACGACAAGCCAGAGUCGUUAAAACCAUAUUGGUACCCGAUGCAUGACGGAGAACAAAAUGAAAUUCUUAAAAGUCUGAAAGAAAACGUCAAGAGGGAGAGUUUACUUGUGAAACUCAUAAAUAACACAGUCCGUUUGGUUGCUCUAUUUUUGGCACUCUUUGGUGUGAAAUUUAUAUAUCGUAUGACGCUGUUACUGACUGCUUUUGUAAUACCAGAAGACCAAAACAAGUUCUACGGAAGUCUCUUCUUUGUAUUUUGCGCACUUCUUGUUGCGAUUUACUGGUGGGCUAAACAACCCCAACACGUCUACUUGGUAUCAUUUGCAACAUCUAUUCCAGACGACAAAUAUAAAGUAACGAACGACCAAUUUAUGGAGAUAGUUGAAGGCACUGGUAAAUUUGAGGAGGAACAAGUGGCGUUCCAGAAGAAAUUGAUCUACCGCACAGGCAUUGGAGAGGAGUCUUAUUUACCCGAAGCGUUACACAGAAUUCCUAUUACAACAACAAUGGCCGACGCCAGAGGUGAAGUUGAAGUGGUGAUGAAGAGUGCAUGCGACCAACUGUUCAAACAGGCUCACAUUGACCCAACGAAAGACAUUGACUUUGUUGUGACCAACUGUUCAUUAUUUAACCCAACGCCAUCCAUGGGUGCAAUGUUAAUUAAUAUGUACAAACUGAAAACAACAGUGAAGAACUAUACACUGUCUGGUAUGGGAUGUAGUGCUGGCUUAGUUUCAAUUGACUUGGCUAAAGACAUUUUACAGACAUAUCCCAAUUCUACUGUUUUGGUGUUUUCAACUGAAAAUUUGACGACGAACUAUUACGCAGGAAAGGAAAAGGGAAUGCUCAUAUCAAAUACAUUAUUCAGAAUGGGAGGUGCUGCGAUUCUUCUUUCAAAUAAAUUGAAGCACAAAUUCUCUGCUAAAUUGGAGUUGAUUGAUACACAAAGAAUUCACCACGGGAAGUUCGAUGACUCGUAUAAGUCGGUGUUCCAGUACGAAGACGCCGAGGGCGUCGUUGGUGUGAAAAUUGGAAGAGAGUUGUUGAAAUGCGUCACACGUGCGUUAACACAAAACUUGGGGCUUUUAAUGCCGCGCGUUAUCUCAUACAAAGAAAUGAUCAGAUUUGCUAUAUUCUUCAUCAAGCAGAAGCUCGGGAAGAUCCCAGAAAAAGAAACCUUCCUCCCCGACUUCAGAGAAACAUUCCAAGCGUUCUGUAUCCACGCAGGUGGACGUGCAAUUAUUGAUGGAUUACAACAAAAUUUGAAAUUGACGAAUGAAGACUGUAUGCCGUCGAGAGCAGCGCUGUACAGAUUUGGGAAUACCUCUUCGAGCUCAGUGUGGUACGAAAUGAAGUUUAUUGAGCGUAUUAAUACCCUUCAAAAAGGCGACAAAAUCUGGCAAAUUGCAUUUGGCAGUGGAUUGAAGUGCAAUUCGUGCGUGUGGUUGAGGAUCAAUUGA